AUGAACCGUGACAGUAGGCACAUCCUCGAUGUGCAGAAGGAUGCAGGCAAGUUUGUGUACCUGUCCAUGCUGUGGCAAUGUUCCGCCAGCAACUACUUUGUCAGCUAUAAGGACCACACAUCCAUGCAAGUAAAUGUAGUUGAGGCUGACAAGGUGACAGGCAAGCUCAACAGCCAGUUUAAAACCAAUGCUAUCUGGGAGGGCAUUAACAGGUUGGGUGAAUCAGACGACUCCAUUCUCCAACUGGCCAAGGCUGAUGGCAUCGUUUCAAAAAACUUCUGA
This is a messenger RNA of Canis lupus familiaris (dog), 282 nucleotides long. Its product is annotated as 40S ribosomal protein S21-like. NCBI's taxonomy places the organism in Eukaryota, Metazoa, Chordata, Mammalia, Carnivora, Canidae. Gene Ontology annotation, molecular function: structural constituent of ribosome. Bases 1 to 282 code for a protein of 93 amino acids. The transcript has 2 exons. Gene Ontology annotation, cellular component: cytosolic small ribosomal subunit; ribosome. Gene Ontology annotation, biological process: endonucleolytic cleavage to generate mature 3'-end of SSU-rRNA from (SSU-rRNA, 5.8S rRNA, LSU-rRNA); endonucleolytic cleavage in ITS1 to separate SSU-rRNA from 5.8S rRNA and LSU-rRNA from tricistronic rRNA transcript (SSU-rRNA, 5.8S rRNA, LSU-rRNA); translation. The record is from RefSeq and is a predicted model, not a curated record.